Messenger RNA from Penicillium salamii, 2295 nucleotides. The record is from the annotation of a GenBank genome assembly. NCBI's taxonomy places the organism in Eukaryota, Fungi, Ascomycota, Eurotiomycetes, Eurotiales, Aspergillaceae.
AUGUCAGACUCGGGUCUUUCCGCUGCGGGAAGCAGUACAUACGCCUCGAAUACCCUCCAUGUUGGGGAUGGGACUUGGGACUCGGGGCGUGAUACCUUCCUGCUACCCAACUUAAUGGGUGUCAAUUUUGAGACAAUGCGAUACAAUGGCAUGGGAAAUCGUUUCAAGGAUAUGGCCGGAUAUCAUGCCCUAAUUAUUGCGCACGGCGUCAUUGCAACCAUCGUUUUCCUAGGCAUCGUCCCAACCUCCGCUAUAAUCAUCCGGUACUACUCUCGAUGGAAUCCGUAUUGGGCAUUCAAGCUACACGCCUGGUGUCAGGUCUUGACCUUGCUCCUGACUACAGUCGUGUUCGUGCUCGGGUGGUUCGCCGUCGGGCCGGCACGAAGCCUGACCAAUCCCCAUCAUGGAAUUGGCCUGGCAAUUUAUGUGAUUGUCAUUUUCCAAGUGCUGUGGGGCUGGUUUCUGCAUAAGAGAGAGAGCAAGAGGCAAAGAACCCAUGUUCCCAUGAAACUGGUGUUUCACCGAUGGCUAGGGCGUGCACUUGUCAUUAUCGGUAUUGUUCAGAUUCCUCUAGGGCUCACACUCUACGGCUCACCCAAAGUUCUCUUCAUUCUGUUUGCCCUGGCAGCCUUUGCCUACCUGGUGCUCUACUUCAUCCUUUCCUACAGAUACGACGAGGAAGGAUACCAUAGGGGAAGUGACUAUGGAGGUGGUCAUAGCCACUACACAGGGCCGUCGGAGGUCUCAGCGCACCCCGAACAUCACACGGGAGAGGCGCUUGCUGCUGGCGCUAUGGGUGCUGGCUUGGCUUCGAUGUUCCGACGACGUCCACGCAGCCGACACACCAGCCACGCCUAUGAAGAUUCCCGCACGUCCCUUUCUGAUGAAAAAUACUCUGAUGAAUCCUCGCGUCACCAUGGCGGUGGUGGAGGUGGGGGUUUCGGUAAAAAAUUACUUGAGAUUGGCGCACUGGCUGGGGCUGGUCUCAUGGCCAAGAGGUUCUGGGAUCGUCGAAAGAAAAAAGAAGACGACGCAGAGUCAGGACGCUAUAAGCCGGCAAAUUCUCGCAACCACAGCUAUACGGAAGAAUCCCUGAGUCGGAUGGAAGAUGGUCGACCAGAGCCAACCCAUCACACACCUCUCAAUCGCCCACCAAGUCGUGCACCAAGCAGAUCGCAAAGUCCAGGGUCAUCCUACUAUUACAACAGCACAUAUUUCACCGAGCCACCAAGGCGAGAUCACAAGGCUCGGGAUGCGGCUGCGGGCGUUGGUGCUUUCGCCGCUUUCAAGAGACUCUUCAGCCGUAACAAAAAGAACGACGCUGAGAAGGAAAGACUAGAUGACAUCAGGCGUCGUGACGAUGAAGAUGAGGCGCUUCAAAGAGCAAACAGCAAACGACGACCACAGGGGGGAGAGGGUCCGUAUCCAAGAAGAAGAGCCAGCUCAUACAGUGAGACCGAUUAUACCGAGACCGAUCUGUCUCGGCCACCACCACGCCGACAUGCCUCACAUGGUGACUCGCUCCUCAGUCCAGAGCCUCUUGCUUCGGGUGCUGUCCAUAGUUCUGUAUCAGAGAUGCCACCCAUGCCGCCUGUGCAUCAUCACGGGUACUCUGGCGACCUGGCAUCAGAGCGUCCUCAUUCACGUCACUCCAUUCCCCCUGCCGGCUCAGAGUUUGCCUCGGGGGCAGCCACCGGUGCAGCUGCUGGAGCAGCUUUGGAUACUGCUCCUCGUCGCAAUAGAAGCAGCAGCAGGCGCCGAGAAGAGGAUGUCGCCUCGCCACCAGUAUCCGUGAAAGUGAAGAUGCACAACGACGGCCGACAUGUCACGCUGCGCCGACUGACUGAAGAGGAAGCUGCCGCAAGUCGUGAGGCCCGCCGCAGAGAGCGAAGAAGCUCGCGUCGUCGCAACAGCAGUGCAGGUUCUCUCUCCGGCAACGAAGAUGCCGGUUACGAUCGCUGGCGCCGCGUGGAAGAGCUGGAACGCCAACAAGAAGAGCAAAUGCGUCGUGAACAGGCUGCUGCUGCUGCUCCUCCCCCUCCACUUGUCGCCCCAUCCGGUCCCAACCCUACAUCUUCGUGGGCUGCUCCACCCUCCCAAGUCAGCCAGAUGCCGCCACCACCUCCUAUCCCCGCACCUUCCAGCAUGCCUUACGGCCCCGGGAGUAUCACCUCACCUCCAUAUACAGCUACUGAAAUGAGUGGCUCGUAUGCAAACAACCGUCGGCGUAGACGUGCAGAGCGAGCCAGAACUCGACAGGAGAGAGAGAAGCAGCACGGUGUCGAAUUCACUUAA